CCAACCGGAGAUGGAGUUGACAAGAGAGAAAGAGGAACAUGCAAUACCAGAAAAAGAGAUAGAGCCAAGAAUAAUUUCCAAGCAAGAAGAUGUAGAAGACAAAAAUGGCACCAAGAGAACUAGGACUAUAAGUUGUCCUACAAACUGUGAAUACCUCAUCCCCCCUGACAAUGAGGGCUUUGACGGACAUAAAAUUCCAGAAGGAAUGGGCUUAGAGGAUACAGCUGCUGAGCUUAAGGAGAAGCCAAGAGGGGAGGGAAAAGGAAGGAAGGUGAUCAAUCUGGAGAUGCCAACUGGUCUAUUGAGAACAGAAUGUUUCUAGGCAAGCAAGGAAGGCUGCCAAAGUGAGGAGAGCACACUACCAAUUGGAACUAUUGAAAAGAAGAAAGACAAAUGCCUAAAACAGGGAGGCCAAGGAAGAAUUUGAGUUAGUCUGCAUUUACCUUGUGACUGUGUGCUUUAUUCCAUCAUAAAAUUUCUCAUGCUCAGCUUAGUAUACCGGUAAUAACUUCAAUGUACUUGAGUCUUAGGAACUGUGAUUGACAAUCAACUAUAAGAACAAUGAAAAAGUUAGUUUUCCCAUGGCUUCUCAGGUGUCAUUAAGUUUGUUACAAUUUAGAGUGAGCUUUUUUUUUUUUUUGAAAAAUAGAAUGAACUUGCUAU
Theobroma umbraticum is the source of this 663-nucleotide messenger RNA. RefSeq lists its product as uncharacterized. NCBI's taxonomy places the organism in Eukaryota, Viridiplantae, Streptophyta, Magnoliopsida, Malvales, Malvaceae. The record is from RefSeq and is a predicted model, not a curated record.